AAAUACAACACACCCAAAUACAGGAUGAUAGUUCAUGUAACAAACAGAGAUAUCAUUUGUCAGAGGGCUUAUGCCCAUAUAGAGGGGGAUAUGACAGUCUGCGCAGCAUAUGUACACGAACUGCCAAAAUAUGGUGUGAAGGUUGGCCUGACAGAUUACGCUGCAGCGUAUUGUACUGGCCUGCUGCUGGCCCGCAGGCUUCUCAAUAGGUUUGGCAUGGACAAGAUCUAUGAAGGCCAAGUGGACAUGACUGGUGAUAAAUACAAUGUGGAAAGCAUUGAUGGUCAGCCAGGUGCCUUUACCUGCUAUUUGGAUGCAGGCCUUGCCAGACCUACCACUGGCAAUAAAGUUUUUGGUGCCCUGAAGGAAGCUGUGGAUGGAGGCUUGUCUAUCCCUCAUAGUACCCAGCAAUUCCCUGGUUAUGAUUCUGAGAGCAAGGAAUUUAAUGCAGAAGUACACCCAAAGCACAUCAUGGGCCAGAAUGUUGCAGAUUACAUGCGCUACUUAAUAGAAGAAGAUGAAGAUGCUUACAAGAAACAGUUCUCUCAAUACAUAAAGAACAGCAUAACUCCAGAAAUGAUGGAGGAGAUAUAUAAGAAAGCUCAUGCUACCAUACGAGAGAAUCCAGUCUAUGAAAAGAAGCCCAAGAAAGAAGUUAAGAAGAAGAGGUGGAACUGUCCCAAAAUGUCCCUUGCUCAGAAUAAAAAUUGGAUAGCUCAAAAGAAGGCAAGCUUACUCAGAGCUCAGGAUUGGGCUAAUGAGAGCCAAACCAAACAAUUUUCUAUAAGGAUUUUUCAGAUAAAGACAAUAAACUUAUGGACAGCAAUUUAA
Messenger RNA from Callithrix jacchus (white-tufted-ear marmoset), 831 nucleotides. Lineage: Eukaryota; Metazoa; Chordata; Mammalia; Primates; Cebidae. The record is from RefSeq and is a predicted model, not a curated record.